CGAUCCCGGAGCGGUGUCCCCGCGCGCGUCCCAACGCGUCCAGUGCCGGCCGCCACACUGUCGCCGCGCCAUGCUCCUGCUGCUCGGACUGUGCUUGGGGCUGCCGCUCUGCGCGGGGUCUCUGGGAGAGGCGCGGAGCUGGGGUGACACUUCGGAGCCCGUUGGAGUCAGGGUCCCGAGGCAACUCAGGCUGUUGCAAAGACUGAAAGCCAAACCCUUGAUGACAGAGUUCUCAGUGAAGUCUACCAUUAUUUCUCGUUAUGCCUUCACUACGGUUUCCUGCAGAAUGCUGAACAGAGCGUCUGAGGACCAGGAAAUUGUGUUUCAGAUGCAGAUUCCAGCCGCCGCUUUCAUCACCAACUUCACUAUGCUUGUUGGAGACAAGGUGUAUCAGGGAGAAAUUACAGAGAAGGCAAAGAAAAAUGGUGAUAAGGUAAAAGAGAAAAGGAAUAAAACCACAGAAGAUAAUGGGGAGAAGGGGACAGAGACCUUCAGGGCCUCAGUAGUGAUUCCCAGCAAGGACAAAGCCGUGUUCCUCCUCAGUUACGAAGAGCUCCUGCAGCGGCGGCUUGGGAAGUAUGAGCACAUCAUCAGCGUGCGCCCCCAGCAGCUGGUGGGGAGGCUCACGGUGGAAGUGAACGUUCUAGAGAGGUCGGGCCUCGCGUCGCUGGAGGUGCUGCCACUGCACAACAGCCGGCAGAAGGGCAGCGGGAGGGGCGAAGAUGAUUCUGGGCCACCUCCUUCUACGGUUGUCAACCAAAAUGAAACUUUUGCCCAAGUCAUUUUUAAGCCUACUGUGGUCCAACAAGCCAAGAUUGCCCAGAAUGGCAUUUUGGGAGAUUUCAUCCUUAGAUAUGAUGUCAACAGGGACAAGAGCAUUGGGGACAUCCAGGUUCUGAAUGGCUAUUUCGUGCACUACUUUGCCCCGAAAGACCUUCCUCCUUUACCCAAGAACGUGGUAUUUGUGCUUGACAGCAGUGCCUCCAUGGUGGGAACCAAACUCCGGCAGACCAAGGAUGCUCUCUUCACGAUUCUCCAUGACCUCCGACCCCAGGACCAUUUCAAUGUCAUUGGAUUUUCCAACCGGAUCAAAGUGUGGAAGGACCAUUUGGUAUCAGUUACUCCCGACAGCGUCAGAGACGGCAAAGUCUACAUUCACCACAUGUCGCCCACGGGAGGCACAGACAUCAACGGGGCCCUGCAGAGGGCCAUCAGGCUGCUCAACAACUACGUGGCCCACAAUGACAUUGAAGACCGCAGCGUGUCCCUCAUCAUCUUCCUGACGGAUGGGAAACCCACCGUCGGGGAGACCAACACCCUCAAGAUUCUGAACAACACCAAGGAGGCCACGCGAGGCCAAAUCUGCAUCUUCACCAUCGGCAUUGGGGAUGACGUGGACUUCAAGCUGCUGGAGAAGCUGUCGCUGGAGAACUGUGGCCUCACACGGCGUGUCCACGAUGAGGACGACGCGGGCUCACAGCUCAUCGGGUUCUAUGAUGAAAUCAGGACCCCUCUCCUCUCUGACAUCCGCAUCGAUUAUCCACCCAGCUUGGUGGAGCAUGCCACCAGAACCCUGUUCCCUAACUACUUCAACGGCUCAGAGAUCAUCAUUGCCGGGAAGCUGGUGGACAGGAAGAUGGAUCAAUUGCACGUGGAAGUCACGGCCAGCAAUAGUAAGAAAUUUGUCAUACUGAAGACAGACGUGCCCGUGGGGCCGCACAAGGUUGGGAAUGGUGUCACGGGAAGCUCCAGGCCCAAGGGUGACGGCAAGGAGGACCCCAACCAUCUGGAGCGUCUUUGGAGCCACCUGACCACAAAGGAGCUGCUGAGUUCCUGGCUGCAGAGUGAUGACGAGCGGGAGAAGGAGCAACUGAGGCAGAAGGCUCUGGCUCUGGCCAUGAACUAUAGCUUCCUCAUCCCGUUCACAUCCCUGAAGCUGAAGAAAUCCGCCCAGCCAACGGAGAAACUGGAGGACACCCAUGGCAUGUCGGCCGCCAUAGGGCCGGAAACCGUGAUGCAGAGCCUGAGAGGCGCCCCCCUGCAGCCAGGACCUGCUCUCAAGGAACCGCACAACCCAAGAAUUAAAAUCUCCAAAACAUCAGUGGACGGAGAUCCUCAUUUUGUUGUGGAUUUCCCCUUGAGCCAGCUCACUGUCUGCUUCAACAUUGAUGGGGAGCCCGGGGACAUCCUAAGGCUAGUCUCUGAUCACAUGGACUCUGGUGUGACAGUGAACGGAGAGUUAAUCGGGGCCCCCGCGCCUCCAAACGGUCACAAGAAACAGCGCACUUACUUCCGCACCAUCACCAUCCUCGUCAAUAAGCCCGAGAGGUCUUACCUGGAGAUCACGCCAAGCAGAGUCAUCCUGGAUGGUGGGGACAGGCUGGUCCUCCCCUGCAACCAGAGCGUGGUGGUGGGGAGUCGGGGGCUGGAGGUGUCGGUGUCCGCCAAUGCCAACGUCACCGUCACCAUCCAGGGCACCAUAGCCUUCGUCAUCCUCAUUCACCUCUACAAAAAGCCGGCACCCUACCAGCGAGACCACCUGGGCUUCUAUAUCUCCAACAGCAAAGGCCUUUCCGGCAACUGCCACGGACUGUUAGGUCAGUUCCUGAACCAGGAUGCCAGAGUCGCAGAGGAGUCUGCCAGGCUCAGCAAGAACCUUACUAGUCCUCUGUUCCCUAAGGCAGGCGAGAGGCCUGAGACCAUCCUAAAGGUGAAAGGGCACCAGGUGCCGGUGGUCUGGAAGCAGAGGAAAAUCUACAACGGGGAAGAGCAGAUAGACUGCUGGUUUGCCAGGAACAACGCCGACAAACUGAUUGAUGGGAAGUACAAGGAUUACCUGGCCGCCCAUCCGUUUGACUCAGAGACUGCGUUUGGCCUGGGAACAUCCAGGGCACUCUGACACUAGCAGCCUUAACGUAAGAGCCCAUGACAGGGAAAUGGUCUUCUGGGACACCAUGGUGCAGUUCUUGUCGCUUGCACAUGCCUCGUCUCUUGGCCAUUGGCGGCAACCCAUGACCUACCCCUGGCGGCGUGUAGGUCCAACGUCUGCUUGAGCAAAGGGUAGGGUCAGGAAACUGAAGUGAAAAUGUUAUUUCCUUCUCCUUCCUCCUCCUGCCUCCCCCUCCCUAUCCACAAUAGAGAAAGAUGGUGGCAUCAAGGGGGAAGGCCUAGUUAAAGCAAGAAGUCUCUAACUUGUACCAACUGGCUUGUCCGUCUCAUGGCUACCAGGAGGUAACUCUGAUGAGGGAAGAUUGUGCAAAGUUUCUUUCUCUGUGGAAAUGACCAAGUUUGGGUACUCUGUUCGUUGCCUUAUACUAAUGCUUAGGAACCUCUCCUCUUAGUACUGGGGCCUUCUCCAGAUGUGUGGCCAACCUCUGCCUCAGGGGAACCUCUCACUGGGCCCAGGCCACGGGUCAUGAAAUAGCAUGUGGAUUUGAUCACUGUAAACAAUUAAGUUGUUUCUUUGGAGAGGAUUUUCUUCUGCUGUGGUAACUUGCCCUUGAAAAUAAGUUUUCCUUUUAAAAAAAAUUGAUUGAAAAGAGAAAAUCUAUAUCCCAGAUGCCGUUAUCUUUCUGAUGGGCUUUAUCAACCACUUGACUUUGCUGUUGGAUAGUCUCCUAUUUAUUCCAGGAAGCUAAGUGCUUUUAAUAAACAGGACAGCCCCAUGUGGAUGUUUUGUACUGGCCUGUCUUGGUGCUGGCGAGCCGGCCAAAUGACAAAUUUUUCACUUGGCGCUCUUCCGCCUUUGUCAUAAUUCCGGGUCUUACUUGCUUGCGGUCCUCCAAGAGGUGGUAAAUUAGGUUCUCGCAGGACGGGAAUGGAAGGUGGAGCCAGCCCAGAGCAUGUCCAUCAGCCUCCCUACAGGAACCAACUUUCACAUCCUCAACACGUGGGGUGAACAUGCUUACAAAAUCUAAGAAGCCUUCCCACCUCUCAAAUAGGAAAUCACCUAUGAGUGAGGGCUUUGGUUCCAGAACGUGGACAAUUCUGAUCCUAUAGGGAAAGGUUAAAAUCAGUGGGGGCUUCAAAAGUCCGUGACUGUCACCCUUCUCCUUGCAGACACCCUCUGUUAAGCUCGUUCAUGUUAUCAAGGGGAGGUGAGGCUGCUGAUGGCAUUGGUGCCCCUUUCUCAUCCUCCUCACCAAUUCUUGCUUUUUGCUCUCUUUGGCCAUCUCAGGAUCACUCAGGUUCAAUAAACCUCAUCCUCAUGGCGUGAGGAGUGUGGUCAGGAUGUAGAUGGAUGCAGGGGGCACUUGAGCCAGAUGGCGGAGAAAGAAAGCUUUGGGUCAGAGAAAUAGAAUAUUUUGAUGUGAGACUGAAUUAAAGAAAGGCUUUUGUGCUGGCUUCACAGGAGGUUUCUUCCAGGCGGAGCGACUCCACAUAAUGCACACUUAGCACUUGGAGAGAAAUCAGAGUCAAGAAAAGUGUUUCUCAUAGUUACUCUCCGAUGGGAAACAUCUGAGCAGCAAAAUGACAUCCACAUGUCCCUGUUGGACCAGGCGGCUUCAGGAGAUUAAGUUAGUGCGGGAGCAGUUUUCAGUUCUGUCUCAGAGUCUUAGUCUCUGUCCACUUGGUGAAACCACCCAACGAUGGCCUGCCAGCUGUGGUAUUUUUGACUCGCAUCUUCCCAAACUCAGCUGCCUGUUUUCAUGCCAGCAAGGUGAAGACACCAGCCCAGGCUGCUGGCAGAUGCUUCCAUAUUUUAGAGCUCAGAGCAGGAGGAAAAGCCUGAGCCCAGGCUAGCCCGUGCCUGGUCCCGCUCCAUGGGGACCUUCUGAUUAUGAAAUCUCAGUCCCAGCUGGGCAGGCAUCCUGUGAGCCUAGAGGCCAAGCUGUUGUGUUGGCACUUGGAGCAAUGAUCUGUGAUCCAGGUGUGGGCCUCGAAGCUGCAGAGAGCAGGGUAUUGCUAGUUAUUACCAGUUACUACUGCUUCUGUGGCUACUUAUCCAAGAGCAGAGAAAAAUGUUCCAGUGGGCAACCCAUCAUUUACUCUCACGCUCCAAAAAAAAUUUUUUUUAGUAUCAAAGUUGAACUUUUACUUUACCGUUUUUACUUUAGACAAAUACCACUUUUUUUCCUCCUCCUCUUCGGUUAUCUAUCAUUUUUCACUGCAAAAGGUAUUUACCAUUAAAAUUUCUAUUUUAGCCAGAAACUGUGAUAUCUCUGAGCCCGAAAUUCAAACACCAAUGUUAGACUUAGGAUCUUUUAAUUUGACUGAAAAUAUUGUAUUUUCUGUUGGCCAUAUGGGUUUUGAAGAGCAAGCUCUCUUAAAGUCAAUGUGGAGGAAGGGAGGAAUUCUCUUCUCAGAUGGGGAAACUGAGGCAGGAUGCACUUGGCUGAUAUGUCCCACAUUAUAUAAGACUUAGAGCAGGGCCAGGCUGAACCUCCAGAAUUUAUUUUGUUGGCUUUGACAUGAUUUCACCAUCUGAGCAAGCACUGAUUUUCCUUGAGCAUUUAUACAUAGCAAGGGGGGACCAAAUGAGCAGUUGAAUGAGAUUGAGAAUUAGGUCGCAAUUAGAGGAGCUAGAGCGCAGGUUAUCAUCAGGGCCAGCGUUCAUGAGUCAGAACAAUGGCCAGCUAGGAUCUUCAGUGUCUCCAUCUCUGCAUUCUCAUAUCCUCCCACAUCUGAAAGACAGGCAUCUGAAUGGUCAUCCUUUAGGGUCUCCUACUUUGAAGUUUCACAUUCCCAAAGUAAAGUGGGCUGGACAUUCUCUACCUGCCAUUCUAGGCGCUUCAUCUUCUGUGACGCGGGCUACUGGGAAGUGAAAAGGGCACCUCUUUGUUCCUAUCAGGUGUAACAUUAAAUCUUUAAUUAACAGGUAACCUCACAGGUGGGUGAGGGACAGGAUGGAUUUCUUUACAUUUAUCUCUUGGCUAAACGGAAUGCUAUGGACUGAAUGUUUCACCAAAACUCACAUGUGGAAGUCUAAAUCCCAGUGUGACGGUGUUAGGAGGUGGGGCCUUUGGGAGGUAAUUAAGUCAUGAGGGUGGAGCCCCCAUGAUGGGAUUAGUGCCUUUAUAAGAAGAAACGGGAGAGAUGACCUCUCUCCUCUCCACCCGGUGGACACAGUGAGAAGACGGCGUCUGAGAACCAGGAAGUGGGCCCUCAUUAGACACAAAUCUACCGAUGACUUGAUCUUGGACUUCCAGCCUCCAGAAGUGUGAGAAAUAAAUGCUUGUUGUUUAAGCCCCCAGUCGAUGGUAUUCUUGAUAGGGCAGCCCGAGCUAAGACACUGAAUCACUCAAAAUAUAAAUUCUGUUUCCUUUCUUCAAGCUAUCCAGAAUGUAUUACAAACAAUGCUCUCACUAAAAUUUGAAGGACUCUUGGAACCAUAAAAACAUGGUCUGGCUAAAAUAAACAGCAAAUAAAAUAAUACAGCUAAGCAAAUACUUAGAAAUGUGUCUUUAAAUAUUUAUUUUACUCACUUUAAAAUAAUAAAUAGGGUACAAGAGAGUUCACAUCCAGGAGACAUUUUCCUUAAAAAUUGGUAAGAGAAUGACGUGUAAAAACAAACAACGUAUUGAUAUGUUUAUGUUUUGAAAAUGGAAUUAGGGCCGUAGAGAAUAAAACUUGAUGAUGCUAACUGCA
Equus caballus (horse) is the source of this 6588-nucleotide messenger RNA. It is a transcript of the gene ITIH5, whose product is annotated as inter-alpha-trypsin inhibitor heavy chain 5. Gene Ontology annotation, biological process: hyaluronan metabolic process. NCBI's taxonomy places the organism in Eukaryota, Metazoa, Chordata, Mammalia, Perissodactyla, Equidae. The record is from RefSeq and is a predicted model, not a curated record. Gene Ontology annotation, molecular function: serine-type endopeptidase inhibitor activity.